Messenger RNA from Rotaria sordida, 639 nucleotides. The record is from the annotation of a GenBank genome assembly. NCBI's taxonomy places the organism in Eukaryota, Metazoa, Rotifera, Eurotatoria, Philodinida, Philodinidae.
AUGUUUGGCAAAAAAGCAUCAAUACCAGAACAAGCGAAAGCUCAUAGUCGUGAAUUAAGAAAAACUGAUCGCGAAUUAGUACGUGAUCGACAUAGACUUGAAGCUGAAGAACAACGAAUACUAAAUGAAAUUCGAAAAAAUGCAUCGACUGGAAAUAGAAAAGCAGUAGAAGUUCUAGCUAAACAACUUGUUAAACUUCGAAAUCAAAAAGCUCAAUCACUUCAAGCAUCAGGACAAAUUCAAGGUUUAGCCACACAAAAUACAAUGAUGGCGUCAAAUCUACGAAUGGCUAAUGCAAUGCAGGCAACAGCGAAAACAAUGACUAAAAUGAAUAAAGUUAUGAAUCCAGCACAAAUGUCCAAAAUUACUCAACAAUUUACUCAAGAACAUACAAAAUUGGGUAUAAAAGAAGAAAUGAUGGGAGAAACAUUAGAUGCAGCAUUCGGAGAAGAAGGUGAUUCAGAAGAAGAAGAUGCUAUUGUUAAUCAAGUACUUGAUGAAAUCGGCAUUACAUUUAAUGAAAAAAUGGCUGUUGCACCACGUGUUCCAGCAGCUACAUCUGGUAUGGUAUUAAAUCGACGACAAGCACAUGAUGAAGAUGCUGAAAUUGAACGAAUGUUAGCAAAUCUCAAAUCAUAA